AUGGCCGACGCACAGCAAGAGGCGAACAUUGCCGUCUGGAAGAUGAAGAAGCUCGUCCAGAGCUUGCAGGCUGCCCGAGGAGCAGGCACUUCGAUGAUUUCCCUCAUCGCCCCGCCUCGCUCCCAGAUCUCGCAGCUCCAGUCCAUGUUGACGCAAGAGUACGGCACGGCGUCCAACAUCAAGUCGCGCGUCAACCGUCUCUCCGUCCUGGCCGCCAUCACCUCGACCCAGCAGAGGCUCAAGCUGUACUCUAAGGUCCCGCCCAACGGCUUGAUCAUCUACUGCGGUACCAUCUUGACGGACGAGGGAAAGGAGAAGAAGGUCAACAUCGACUUCGAGCCCUUCAAGCCCAUCAACACCUCGCUUUACCUCUGCGACAACAAGUUCCACACCGAGGCUCUCGCCGAGCUGCUCGAGUCGGACGCCAAGUUCGGCUUCAUCGUGAUGGACGGUAACGGCGCACUUUUCGGCACGCUUGCGGGCAACACGCGCGAGGUGAUCCACAAGUUCUCGGUCGACCUGCCGAAGAAGCACGGUCGUGGUGGACAGUCUGCGCUCCGUUUCGCCCGUCUCCGUAUGGAGAAGCGUCACAACUACGUUCGCAAGGUCGCCGAACUCGCUGUCCAGCACUUCAUCACCGACGACAAGGUCAACGUCCAGGGACUCGUGCUUGCUGGUUCGGCAGACUUCAAGACGGAGCUCAACCAGUCCGACAUGUUCGACCAGCGCCUCGUGGCAAAGGUCAUCAAGGUCGUCGACGUGUCGUACGGAGGCGAGAACGGUUUCAACCAGGCUAUCGAACUCGCGGCCGAGUCGCUCUCGAACGUCAAGUUCGUUCAGGAGAAGAAGCUCAUCUCGCGCUACUUCGACGAGAUCUCGCACGACUCGGGCAAGUACUGCUUCGGUGUCGACGACACGCUCCGCGGUCUCGAGAUGGGCGCCGUCGAGACCCUCAUCGUCUGGGAGAACCUCGACGUCACUCGCCACGUCCUCCGCGACUCGCAGGGUGCCGAGCACGUCGUCCACACUCAGGCUCCUCCGCCCUCAGCUAGCAACAACAAGGCUGAGGCGGCUGUCGGCAUCGCUGCCCUUAGCGAGACGGAGCGUGAGAAGUUCAUCGACAAGGCGACGGGCCUCGAGAUGGAGCAGGCGGCUGAGCCGGUCAACUUGCUCGAAUGGCUCUCGGAGAAGUACAAGGACUUUGGUGCCGAGAUUGAGAUUGUCACGAACAAGUCGCAGGAGGGCUCGCAGUUCGUCAAGGGCUUCGGUGGCAUCGGCGGUCUCCUCCGGUACAAGGUCGACUUUGCCGAGAUUGCGGACGCGCUCGAGCAGGCGGACGAAGACGAGUUCUACGACUCGGACGAGGACUUUAUCUGA
Messenger RNA from Rhodotorula toruloides NP11, 1377 nucleotides. RefSeq names its product peptide chain release factor eRF subunit 1. The record is from RefSeq and is a predicted model, not a curated record. Bases 1 to 1377 code for a protein of 458 amino acids. NCBI's taxonomy places the organism in Eukaryota, Fungi, Basidiomycota, Microbotryomycetes, Sporidiobolales, Sporidiobolaceae. Gene Ontology annotation, molecular function: translation release factor activity, codon specific; sequence-specific mRNA binding. Gene Ontology annotation, cellular component: translation release factor complex; cytosol. Gene Ontology annotation, biological process: cytoplasmic translational termination. The transcript has 9 exons.